Molecule: messenger RNA, 6664 nt
Organism: Erythranthe guttata (spotted monkey flower)
Lineage: Eukaryota; Viridiplantae; Streptophyta; Magnoliopsida; Lamiales; Phrymaceae
Source: RefSeq, a predicted model, not a curated record
UUGACCUUGUUGAAGGGAGGGAGAAAGAUGAAGAACGAGGUCCGUACAUCUUCCUAACUGCCCAUGCGCAGAAUCCUCAACUUCUGCCACGUGUCCCUGAUGGACCACCUCUCCCGUUUAAAUACUCCCUCCCUUCAUUCUCCCUCUCCGUUUAGCCCCGCGCUAACGAUAGUUAGCACCUCCCUUUCAUUUUCUCUCUCUAGACAUACAUUCCCGUUCCGUUCGACAUUCACACACACUACAACACACACACAGACACGCACACCACUAUCUCUGUAAGCUCCCUUCGAUCGUAAGCUUUUUCGUUCGGAUUUCAUUUCACGAAUGUUGUAUUGUAUUUUCUGGAAUUGCGUUCGUCAAUUUUAAUCAAUUUUUUUUUUUUUUGUUUUUGCUGGCUGUGUUUUGGGCGGCGGUGCAUGGCGGCGGUCGAUCGAUCAGAAAAAAAAAGGGGGAGGCUAAAUAGUGCGAGCGAGAGAGAGCUGCGGCUCCUCUGAGCUUUCGAGGGCUUUGGUCGUCGCGGUCCUCGAUAGAGCGAAAUCAUACAAGAUGACGGCCAACGGGAACCACGAGCAGCCGUCUCUGACGCGGCGGGCCUCGCGCAGCGCCGCCACCACCUUCUCCAUGGAGGUAUUUGACAAUGAGGUCGUGCCUUCCUCCCUGCAGUCGAUUGCCCCCAUUCUCCGCGUCGCCGCCGAGAUCCAGAAUGAACGCCCCCGUGUUGCCUACCUCUGUCGAUUUUAUGCGUUUGAGAAGGCGCACAGGUUGGACCCUAAUUCGAGUGGACGUGGUGUGCGACAGUUUAAAACUAGUCUACACCAACGAUUAGAAAGGGACAAUGCAUCAACUCUUGCUCACCGGGUCAAGAAGACGGAUGCUCGAGAAAUUGAGAGCUUCUAUAAGCAAUAUUAUGAGCACUAUGUUUUGGCCCUUAACAAGGGGGAGCAAGCUGAUAGAGCUCAGCUUGGAAAAGCUUAUCAGACUGCCGGCGUGCUGUUUGAAGUGCUUUGUGCUGUUAAUAAGACAGAAAAAGUUGAGGAAGUAGCUCCUGAGAUUAUGGCUGCUGCAAACGAUGUCCAGGCAAAGAAAGAAAUUUAUGCUCCAUAUAACAUUCUUCCACUGGAUUCAGCCGGGGCUUCACAGUCCAUCAUGCAACUCGAAGAGGUGAAAGCUGCUGUGACUGCUUUACAGAAUACUCGUGGCUUAGCAUGGCCCGCGUCAUUUGAGCAAAAUCGCCAAAAAGCUGGAGAUUUGGACCUGCUUGACUGGCUGAGAGCCAUGUUUGGGUUUCAGAGGGACAAUGUCAGGAAUCAAAGGGAGCAUUUGAUAUUGCUGCUUGCAAAUAUUCAUAUAAGGCUAAUCCCCAAGCCCGAACCGCAAAACAUACUUGAUCAUCGAGCUGUUGAUGCACUCGUGAAUAAGAUUUUCAAGAACUACAAGACAUGGUGCAAAUACUUGGGAAGAAAACACAGCUUAAGGCUUCCGAAGGGUGAGGUGGACGUGCAACAGAGAAAGAUACUUUAUAUGGGCCUUUAUCUUCUUAUAUGGGGUGAAGCAGCUAACGUUCGCUUCAUGCCAGAGUGCUUAUGUUACAUAUUCCACAAUAUGGCAUAUGAACUCCAUGGACUCUUAGCUGGAAAUGUCAGUAUUGUCACGGGAGAAAACAUCAAGCCUUCUUAUGGUGGAGAUGAAGAAUCUUUCCUAAGGAAGGUUAUCACGCCCAUCUAUCGAGUAAUUGAAAAGGAGUCCAAGAAAGGAAAGAAUGGAAAAGCCCCCCAUACAGCCUGGUGUAACUACGACGAUUUGAAUGAAUAUUUCUGGUCAUCAGAUUGCUUCCAAUUGGGCUGGCCAAUGAGUGAUGAUGGUGAGUUUUUCAAAUCAACAAGAGAUGUAACACAGGGGAAACGUGCUCAGAAGAAGCCUGGAACGCUGGGAAAAUCAUUCUUUGCGGAAACUCGGACGUUUUGGCACAUUUUCCGAAGUUUUGAUCGUCUAUGGACAUUUCUCAUUCUUGCUCUACAGGUUAUGAUAAUCCUUGCAUGGAGUAAUGUUUCCAUAUUCGAUGUCUUCCAGAAGGAUACCUUAUACAAGUUGUCUAGCAUUUUUAUCACUGCAUCCUUUCUUCGCCUCCUUCAAAGUAUUUUGGACCUUGUUCUGAACCCCCCAGGGUAUCUCAGAUGGAAGUUCACUACGGUUUUGAGAAAUGUUCUGAAGAUAAUUGUCAGCCUCGCCUGGUCCAUCACCCUUCCCCUGUGCUAUUUGAUCCAUACAAAAUCAUUUUCAUUUUCCCAAAUAAAAAAUGUGCUUGUGUUCCUGGAUAAACUCAAGGGUGUGCCUCCGUUGUACAUCAUGGCGGUAGCUCUAUAUCUGCUACCAAAUUUAUUGGCUGCAGUCUUAUUUGUUUUCCCAAUGCUCCGCCGCUGGAUUGAGAACUCCGAUUGGCUUAUUAUUAGAUUUCUCCUAUGGUGGUCACAGCCAAGAAUCUAUGUGGGAAGGGGAAUGCAUGAAAGCCAGUUUUCACUUAUCAGAUACACUCUGUUCUGGGUGCUGCUUCUAUGUUCAAAAUUUGCUUUUAGCUAUUUUUUGAUGAUAAAACCUAUGGUUGAGCCCACAAAAGAUAUAAUGAACAUUCACCACGUUGAUUAUGCUUGGCACGAAUUCUUCCCGCAUGCUAAGCACAAUUAUGGAGCUGUCGCUGCAAUAUGGGCACCGGUUAUCUUGGUUUACUUCUUGGAUCUCCAGAUUUGGUAUGCUAUAUUCUCCACCAUGUAUGGAGGUUUUACUGGGGCUUUCGAUCGUCUCGGUGAGAUUCGGACCCUUGGAAUGCUGAGGUCACGUUUUCAGUCUUUACCUGGUGCAUUCAACACUUACUUGGUCCCUUCUGAGAAAACAAGGAAAAGAGGGUUUUCUCUUUCAAAUAACUUGCAAAAGGAGACUGCAAGUAGAAGAAGUGAAGCUGCCAGAUUCGCGCAGUUGUGGAAUGAUGUAAUAUGUAGCUUUCGUGAAGAAGAUCUCAUAAGUGACAGGGAGAUGGAUCUGCUUCUUGUUCCUUACUCCUCCGAUCCUAGCCUAAAAAUAAUUCAGUGGCCCCCUUUUUUGCUUGCUAGCAAGAUUCCCAUUGCACUAGAUAUGGCUGCUCAAUUUCGAUCCAAGGAUGCUGACCUUUGGAAACGCAUCUGUGCUGAUGAUUAUAUGAAAUGUGCUGUCAUUGAAUGCUAUGAAUCAUUUAAACAUGUUCUGAAUACCUUGAUCAUUGGAGAAACUGAGAAAAGGAUAAUCGGAAUCAUCAUUAAAGAAAUUGAAAGUCAUAUAUCAAAGAGUACAUUCCUUGCAAAUUUCAGAAUGAAGCCUUUACCUGAUCUGUGCAAGAAAUUUGUGGAACUUGUGGAGAUAUUGAAAGAAGGUCAACCUUCCAAGAAAGAUAGAGUUGUUCUGCUGCUGCAAGAUAUGUUAGAAGUAGUUACCCGUGACAUGAUGGUGAACGAGAUCCGUGAACUGGCUGAACUUGGUCAAGGUAGCAAGGAUUCUGGAAAUCAACUUUUUGCCAGUAUUGUUUUCCCUCCCCCAAAUACAGCACAAUGGGAAGAGCAGAUACGGCGCCUCUAUCUGCUCCUUACUGUAAAAGAAUCAGCAAUUGAAGUGCCCACAAAUCUCGAAGCACGUCGAAGGAUAACAUUUUUUGCCAAUUCACUUUUUAUGGAUAUGCCACGCGCACCUCGAGUGCGCAAAAUGCUGUCAUUCAGUGUAUUUACUCCAUAUUACAGUGAGGAGACUGUCUAUUCCAAGAGUGAUCUUGAAAUGGAAAAUGAAGAUGGUGUAUCUAUCAUAUAUUAUCUUCAAAAGAUUUAUCCAGAUGAAUGGAACAAUUUCAUGGAGCGUCUAAAUUGCAAAGAAUCUGAUAUUUGGGAAAAUGAAGAGAACAUACUGCAACUACGCCAUUGGGCCUCCUUGAGAGGACAGACUCUUAGCCGAACAGUUAGAGGGAUGAUGUACUAUAGAAGGGCCUUGAAGCUUCAGGCUUUUCUUGACAUGGCUACAGAAGAUGAGAUACUUGAAGGCUAUAAAACUAUUACCGAACCAUCAGCAGAAGAUAAGAAGAGUCAAAGAUCUAUGUAUACUCAAUUAGAGGCUGUAGCUGACAUGAAAUUUACAUAUGUCGCUACCUGCCAGAAUUAUGGGAAUCAGAAAAGGAGUGGAGAUCGACGUGCAACUGACAUUUUAAAUCUGAUGGUGAAUAAUCCAUCUCUCCGUGUAGCCUAUAUAGAUGAAGUUGAGGAAAGGGAAGGUGGGAAAAACCAGAAGGUGUAUUAUUCUGUAUUGAUUAAAGCGGUUGAGAAUCUUGAUCAGGUAAAUGUUAUCUUUUAGCUCUUAAUGAAUACUAAAAAGUUCGAUUCAACUCCAAGACUGACUCAAUAUUCUUUCUUUAUGAAGGAAAUCUACCGUAUAAAGCUUCCUGGGUCAGCAAAGAUAGGAGAAGGGAAGCCUGAAAACCAAAACCAUGCUAUUAUUUUUACGCGUGGGGAAGCUCUUCAGACCAUUGAUAUGAACCAGGAUAAUUAUUUGGAAGAAGCUUUUAAGAUGCGCAAUCUACUUGAGGAAUUUAAUGAAGAUCAUGGGGUGAGACCACCUACAAUCCUGGGUGUCCGCGAGCAUAUUUUCACUGGAAGUGUGUCAUCAUUGGCUUGGUUUAUGUCUAAUCAAGAGACGAGCUUUGUCACCAUUGGCCAAAGAGUUCUUGCUAGACCUUUGAAGGUACGAUUCCAUUAUGGGCACCCAGAUGUUUUUGACAGAAUUUUUCACGUAACCCGUGGAGGCAUCAGCAAAGCUUCAAGGGGAAUCAAUCUUAGUGAGGAUAUAUUUGCUGGUUUUAAUUCAACACUAAGGCGUGGAAAUAUUACUCACCAUGAAUAUAUCCAAGUUGGCAAGGGACGAGAUGUUGGUCUUAACCAGAUCUCACUUUUUGAAGCCAAAGUUGCAUGCGGUAAUGGGGAACAGACGCUCAGCCGUGAUAUUUACAGGCUGGGGCAUCGUUUUGACUUCUUCCGCAUGCUGUCAUGUUACUAUACAACCACAGGGUUUUACGUGAGCUCAAUGCUGGUGGUCCUUACGGUGUAUGCGUACUUGUACGGUAGACUCUACCUAUCUCUCAGUGGACUGGAGAAGACCAUAGUCAGGUUUGCAAGAUCAAGGGGAAAUGACGCUCUCAAGGUUGUCAUGGCAUCACAAUCAAUUGUUCAACUAGGUUUCUUGAUGGCAUUGCCCAUGGUUAUGGAAAUUGGCCUUGAGAGAGGCUUUAGAACUGCAGCUAGCGAUUUCAUAAUCAUGCAGCUUCAACUAGCAUCUGUGUUCUUUACUUUCUCUCUCGGGACAAAGCUCCAUUACUUUGGGCGAACGAUCUUGCAUGGAGGAGCUAAAUACAGAGCCACUGGGCGUGGUUUUGUUGUGAGGCACGAAAAAUUUGCUGAGAACUACAGAAUGUACUCGAGGAGCCAUUUUACGAAAGCUCUAGAACUGAUGAUUAUGCUCAUAGUUUAUCAAGCUUAUGGUGCAGCUACUCCUACCUCUACGACUUACAUAUUUGUCACUUUCUCAAUGUGGUUUCUUGUGGGUUCGUGGUUGUUUGCUCCCUUUCUUUUCAAUCCUUCGGGAUUUGAGUGGCAGAAGAUAGUGGAUGACAUUGAGGACUGGGCCAAGUGGAUGAGUAACCGGGGUGGAAUUGGUGUUCCCGCGACCAAGAGUUGGGAAUCGUGGUGGGAUGAAGAGCAAGAGCAUCUUCAGUCCACAGGUGCACUUGGACGAUUCUGGGAAAUUAUCCUUUCUCUGCGCUUCUUCUUGUACCAGUAUGGAGUUGUUUAUCAGCUGCAAGUCGCCCAGCAAAACAAGAGUAUCAUUGUUUACGGUUUGUCGUGGCUGGUCAUUGUUGCCGUGGUGAUCAUUUUGAAGGUGGUGUCGAUGGGAAGGCAGAGGUUCGGGGCAGAUUUCCAGCUGGUUUUCAGACUCCUAAAGCUAUUCCUGUUAAUUUCCUUCAUAGCCAUACUUUUCGUGUUUGUCAAAUUCCUGGACCUCACAAUUGGAGAUGCCUUUGCCAGCUUACUAGGCUUCUUGCCAACUGGAUGGGCUCUUCUGCUGAUAGCACAAGCAUGCAGGCCAGUAGCGAAAGGACUGGGAAUGUGGGGGUCAGUUAAGGCACUGGCAAGAGGGUAUGAGUACCUUAUGGGGCUUGUGAUAUUUGCUCCGGUGGCAAUCCUUGCCUGGUUCCCAUUCGUGUCGGAAUUCCAAACAAGGCUGCUCUUCAAUCAGGCUUUCAGCAGAGGUCUGCAGAUUCAACGUAUUCUUGCUGGUGGAAAGAAAAACAAGUGAGACCAUGUCCUUUAUUAUAUGUUAUCAUAUACGUAUAUAUGCGCACAGUUUCGUAUUCAUUACUUGAUCAUUCACAUUAUAUUACCUUACCCUGCAAAAGAGGAUAUAUAGAUUACAAUACACAACCUCGACUUGUUAACUAAUGCGUUAGCGGAGUCGUCGUUAUUGUAGCAUAUCUAGCGGACGAUGAAACUAUAUAGUUUUAUACAUGUACUCUAGUUUAAAAGUUGCAUUUGCACGUCUACGAUUGUAAUACAAAUAUUAUUACUAAUCAAAUGUGACCGGAAAUAUAUUGUUUUUCACAUUU